Closterium sp. NIES-65 is the source of this 531-nucleotide messenger RNA. The record is from the annotation of a GenBank genome assembly. Lineage: Eukaryota; Viridiplantae; Streptophyta; Zygnematophyceae; Desmidiales; Closteriaceae.
AUGUUCCUGCGUGCGCUACGCGUCAUCAGUGGGAGGCGUUUGGUAACGUUCCUUCCCACCUCCGCGAUGUAUCGCUCUACAGGGGGGGGAGCAGGGUUGGGCAUCCAGGAUGGGUUGGCAAUACGAAAGCAGUGCUGGCUGCGCCUGUGCCUGUGGGGGCAGAGAGGGGAUGAGAUUCUGAGAAAAGAAGAGGGGUUGCGUGUGGGGCAGGAUAUGGCUGCCACUUGCAAAGCUGUGCUGUGCGUUCGGUUGCAUGCUCGGGGUCCGGUGGUUGCUCGUUCUGUGCUGGCUGCCCUUGACCCAACUGUGUGCUUCCCGGCAGUUCCAGCUGUGUGUCCCUCUGUUGCUCUGUCCCUUCCCUGCGUCCCCCCUGUUGCGCUCGUGUCGGUGCACCCCGUGCUGUGUUCAUAUCUGCGCGUGCUGCUGGCCGUCCGUAUUGUGAUGGGAGCUGUGGUGCAAUGCGGAGUGCGUACUCUUGUUGCCACUGUGUUGGUUGUGUGGUGUGGGCUGUUCCCCAGUGGAGCCGCCUAG